CAUCGUAGAUCUCAGCAGUUCCCUAAAAACUACCUGCUUCCGUUUUUCGAUUCGCCUUUCGGCUACCUGCUAUCGGAGAUGUGGGCGGCAUCUUGUCUGGCUUCGUGCUGCGCGAGCUGCACGUGCGGUCUCUGCACGUCGGCGGCGGCGGGUAUCUCGCGCCGUUCGGCGAGGAUCGCAUAUUGCGGACUUUUUGCUCUCUCCCUCGUCAUCUCCUGGAUACUCCGAGAGGUGGCUGCCCCUCUGCUCGAGAAAAUACCAUGGAUAAAUACUUUCACCAACACUCCGCCAAAAGAAUGGUUUCAGACCAAUGCAGUUCUCCGUGUCAGUUUGGGAAAUUUCUUGUUUUUUAUUUUGUUUGCCUUGACUAUGAUUGGGGUCAAGGAUCAGAAUGACAAACGUGUUUCAUGGCACCAUGGUGGAUGGGUUAUUAAAAUUGUUGUCUGGGCAGUGCUCAUUGUUCUUAUGUUCUUCCUCCCAAAUGUGGUCAUUACAAUUUAUGAGACAUUGUCAAAAUUUGGCUCUGGAUUUUUUUUACUGGUGCAAGUGGUCCUGCUUCUGGAUUUCACUUAUACUUGGAAUGACUCAUGGGUUGAGAAAGAUGAGAAAAAAUGGUACAUUGCUUUGCUUUCAGUAUCUGUAUUGUGCUAUAUCGCUACUUUCUCAUUCUCUGGGGUGCUUUUUAUGUGGUUCAACCCAUCUGGCCAUGAUUGUGGGCUUAAUGUUUUCUUCAUCGUUAUGACCAUGGUUCUUGCUUUUGCUUUUGCUGUUAUUGCACUGCAUCCCAAGGUGAAUGGCAGCCUCUUGCCUGCUUCUGUCAUCUCCGUGUAUUGCGUUUAUCUAUGCUACAGCGCUCUCUCAAGUGAGCCCCGAGACUACGAAUGCAACGGUCUCAACAACCACUCAGAAUCCGUUUCGACAGCUACCCUUGUUUUGGGAAUGCUAACAACCGUUCUCUCAGUUGUUUACUCUGUUGUCAGGGCCGGUUCCUCAACAACAUUUCUCUCCCCCCCAUCCUCCCCAAAAUCCGGUUCAUCCAAGCCGCUGUUGGAAGGAGAAAUCGAAUCAGGGAAGAAUGAGGCAAAGCCUGUUACCUACUCUUAUUUCUUCUUCCAUCUUAUAUUUGCGCUGGCCAGUAUGUAUUCUGCCAUGCUUCUUACUGGAUGGAGUGGCUCAAAAACUGGCAGCUCGGAGCAGAUGAACGUUGGAUGGACUUCGGUUUGGAUCCGUAUCUGCACACAAUGGACAACAGCUGCUCUGUAUGUGUGGACUCUCUUGGCUCCUUUUAUCUUCCCUGAUCGUGAGUUUUAUUAAGAUCUCCCCUCUCUGCAUCGUUUGGUUUGAAUAAACAUUGCUAUUGUUCUCUUACUUUGUCUCAUUCUUAUUUUAGAAUUGCUUGUAAAGAUGGCGUGUAAAUAUGUGUUGAAUUUUAUGGUAUUUUGUUACAUCUGUAUAAAUAUGUUUCAGUAGAUGUUCAAAUUUAU
Phalaenopsis equestris is the source of this 1484-nucleotide messenger RNA. Its product is annotated as probable serine incorporator. Lineage: Eukaryota; Viridiplantae; Streptophyta; Magnoliopsida; Asparagales; Orchidaceae. Gene Ontology annotation, cellular component: membrane. The record is from RefSeq and is a predicted model, not a curated record. The transcript is spliced from 6 exons. Bases 79 to 1314 code for a protein of 411 amino acids.